This is a messenger RNA of Onychostruthus taczanowskii (white-rumped snowfinch), 1812 nucleotides long. RefSeq names its product leucine-rich repeat transmembrane protein FLRT1-like. The record is from RefSeq and is a predicted model, not a curated record. Lineage: Eukaryota; Metazoa; Chordata; Aves; Passeriformes; Passeridae. The transcript has 3 exons. Gene Ontology annotation, molecular function: protein binding. The annotation marks the transcript as partial.
CCUCCGACCCCCGCGACCACCAGCACCACCAUCACCAUCCUCAUCCUCGCCCUGCUGAGCCCCGCGCGCUCCUGCCCGGCCGUGUGCCGCUGCUCCGGCGGCCGCGUCUACUGCAACGACCGCGGGCUGACGGCCGUGCCCGAGGGGCUCCCUCCCGGUGCCACCACGCUGUUCCUGCAGAACAACCGCAUCGGCGACGCGGGCAUCCCGGCUCGCCUGGGCCGGCUGCCGGCGCUGCGGGUGCUUUACCUGUACGCCAACGCGCUGGAGCAGCUGCCGGCUCACCUGCCGCCGGCGCUGCGGGAGCUGCACCUGCAGGAGAACAACGUGCGCGGCCUCUGCCGCCGGGCGCUGGCCCGGGCGCCGCUGCUCGAGCGCCUGCACCUGGACGAUAACUCGGUGUCGGCGGCCGGCAUCGAGGAGGACGCGUUCGCCGAGAACCGCCGGCUGCGCCUCCUCUUCCUCUCCCGCAACCACCUGAGCAGCGUCCCCGCGGGGCUGCCGCCGGCGCUGGAGGAGCUGCGGCUGGACGACAACCGCAUCCACACCAUCCCGCUGCGGGCCUUCGAGGGGCUGCCGGCGCUGCGGCGCCUGGUGCUGGACGGGAACCUGCUGGCGAACCAGCGCAUGGCCGACGACACCUUCAGCCGCCUGGGCAACCUCAGCGAGCUGUCGCUCGGGCGGAACGCGCUGGCGGCGCCGCCGGCCAACCUGCCCCGGGCGCGGCUCCGCCGCCUCUCGCUGGCCGCCAACGCCAUCAGCCACGUGCCCGCCGGGGCUCUGGCGAGGAUGAGGGCGCUGGAGAGGCUGGACCUGUCGGACAACAACCUGACCACGCUGCCCCGGGGGCUCUUCGACGACCUGGGCAGCCUGAGCCACCUGGGGCUGCGCAACAACCCCUGGUUCUGCGGCUGUAACCUGGCCUGGCUGCGGGACUGGCUGCGGCGCCGCGCCCCGCCGCGCCUGGAGGUGCGGGGGCUGCUGUGCCAGGCGCCGGCGAGGCUGCGGGGGCUGCCGGUGGGCGAGCUCCGGGGAGAGAUGGACGCCUGCGAGAGCCCGGCCGCGGGUGCCGGGACGUCCCCCGGUGCGUCGCCCGCCGCGUCGCCGGUGUCACCGGGAGGAGCCGCCGCCGCCGCGCCGGGGCUCUGGGUGCAGGCGGCUCCCGGCGGGGCGCUGAGGGUGCGGUGGCCGCCGGCUCCUCCCGGGGCGUCGCUGAGGCUGAGCUGGCUGCGGCCCGGGGGGGGAGCCGUGACCGAGACCUUGGUGCGGGGGGAGCGCGGCGAGUACGUGGUGCGGGCGCUGCAGCCCCGGGCGCCGUACCGGGUGUGCCUCGCCGCCCUGGAGCCCCCCGCCGCUCCCCCGCUCUGCGCCCAAGCCCGGGCGGGGGCCGGGGACCACCCCCAAGCCGCGGGCCCCCCCGGGGACGCCCCCCCGGCGCUGCCCCCGGCCGCGGCUCUGGGGGCGGCGGCGGCGGGGGCGGGACCUCGGGGAUUCCCCUCCGUGACGGGCGAGGGUCUCCCGUGCAAGCCCCGCCCCUUUCCCAAUGGGAGAAGGGGAAAAUUCCAGAAGUCCCAGAGGAGCCCAGCCAAUCAGCGCCCAGCGCCGGGAGACUCGCCCAAUGAGAGCGCGCGGGGGCGGGCCGCGAUGCCGGCUUCCGCCGGGGGCGGCUCUGGGAGAGGGCGCGCCCCGCUGCGAGCGGCAGCCAAUGGGAAGGAGGGAACGCAGGAGGACAGCCAAUGGGAGCGCCCGCGGGGGCGGGCGGGCGGGGCGCGCGGCCAAUGGGGCGCGGGGGGCGUGGCCGCGGGGUUCUAG